Molecule: messenger RNA, 1338 nt
Organism: Pseudogymnoascus verrucosus
Lineage: Eukaryota; Fungi; Ascomycota; Leotiomycetes; Thelebolales; Thelebolaceae
Exons: 2
Coding region: 1-1338 (445 amino acids)
Source: RefSeq, a predicted model, not a curated record
AUGGCACCUCCUCGCCACCUCAAGCUUACCCUCCCGAGAGCUCCGCCGUCUUCCUACACGGCUUCAACCUCGGCUUCCUCCUCCUCCUCUUCCUCCGCCCUGGACUGUGACGUCCCAGUUCCGUCGAUCGAGCACGUCGACGCUGUCGAUCGCAUCGACCGCACGGAGAACUGGGUCGUCCAGUCCAGCGGCAGUCGCGCCGGCUCUCCAACCCCUCCUCCUCGACUUUCGGGCUCUCCAGCCUUCACCGAGACCUCGGUUCCGGUACGAGAAUCUUCCGCCUCUCGUAGCCUCAGCCUCUCGGACGUCCCUCGGCCGUCGCCAAGCGCCUCUCCGAUCCGCGCCGCCUCCAAUCCCGAUGGAGAGCGCGGGAUCAAGCGCGAGGCACCCGGGGGUGGCAUCUGGAGCGCCAGCCCUCGACCACUGGCUCGGCGGUCUUCGGUGUCUGGACCCGCCAAACCUGCGCCAUCGCAGUCACCUUCCAUCUCUGGAUCCGGCGCCUUGUACCCUGCUUCCUUGGGUAGCAAGCGCUCCAGAGAUGUGGAGGAUGACGGUGCGGGUGAGCGGUCGUCGCAGCGCCGCCGUCGCAGCACCAGUCCCGGAUUCGGCCCACGACCCUCGCCGGCUUCUCUCCCCGGUGACACCGGCAAACCUGCGCCGUCGCAGCCACCUUCCGUCUCAGGAUCUCGCGUCUUGGGCUCGACUUCGUCGGGCUGCAAGCGCUCCAGAGAUGUGGAGGACGACGGUGCGGGUGACCGGUCGCCACAGCGCCGUUGGACCGGCAGCAUCUUGGCCGCGGACCCGGCCUCCGCCUCUGGAUCUCGCGUCCUGCGCCCAACUUCCUCGGGUGGCAGGCGCUCCAGAAUCGUGGAGGUCGCCCGUCCAUCCUUUCUGGAAGUUGUAUUGGCAACUCCAGAGCGGCCAAGUUUCCUGGACGUUGUAUUGGCAACUCCAGUGACUGCUGUCGCGAAGCCUGUCGUCGCGCCUUCGGGUUCGGCCGUUGACGCUGCUGGCACCACCGAUCGUGCCGGUCUCGUCGACUUUGUUGCCGCUCCGGCACAGCCAGUUGCUCUGGUUGUCGUCGCUCCGGUCAACAUCGUCGACAUCGAGCCGGCCGUCGGCCCAGCGGCUGCCGUCGCCGUUCCCGUGCCCGCCGUCGCCAAUCCGGGUCCUCUUCCCGACCGCGCUGAGGUCCGCCUACGGGCCCGAAUCGAUGCGCUCUUCGCAUCGAGUCGUGGCCGCCCGCGCGCACAGAGAUCCGCGAUGUACCGAUCGCUGGAAUCGCUGGUCUCGCGGGAAGAGCGCAUCCUGGAUCUCCAGGCUUGGGAGCACGCUUGA